AUGGAAGCAGCGAACAACAACGCGAGCCAGAACCGAGUUGAGAACGGCGAAGCAGGACGUCGACGGAUACGCAAUCCACUGAUUCUCACCACCGGCGCCGGCGCCAGAGGCAUGAAUGACAAUAUUGACUGGCAUACUUCCAUAGCUUUGGGUUUCCAGCAUUUCCUGGUGAUGCUAGGAACAACUGCCCUCAUCCCAUCUAUCCUAGUCCCGAUAUUGGGUGGCGGCCAUGAGGAGAAAGCUACACUGAUCCAGACCAUCCUUCUUGUUUCUGGCAUCAGUACCUUAUUGCAGAGCUGGUUUGGCAGUCGCUUGCCAGUGGUCAUGGGAGGCUCCUACGCCUUUAUUAUCCCUGCUAUAUCUGCUUCCGUUAGGUUCCGGACAGAGGAACCACAUCUGAGGUUUAUAUAUAGUAUGAGAGCUAUACAGGGAGCUCUUCUACUUGCAUCACUCUUCCAUGUUCUUGUUGGAGUCUUCAUCAUGCCAACUUUUGGGAGACUAUUGAGCCCGUUGACUACCAUACCUGUAGUGAUGCUAGUCGGACUUGGUAUGUUCGUUUAUGGGUUCCCUCAGUUGGGCACUUGUGCCGUAGUCGGACUUCCCACAUUGGCGACGCUAUUUUUCAUAGCACAGUGCCUCCCCUAUCUUGUGUCCAGAUCUAGAGAAGAACAAUGUAACAGAUUUAGCUUUCUUCGUUACUUGAGGGCAAACCCAAAUGAAAUUCAACGAUUUGCACUGCUGUUCUUAGUACCCUUUGUGUGGCCAUUUGCAGUAAUUAUGUCUACUGCAUAUGGUCAUACUCAUAGCAGUUGCCGCGUUCAUUUGUCUGGACUUUUCAGCGGCGCUCAUGGAUUUUGGAUCCCAAAUCUAUUUCAGUGGGGUUCUCCCACUCUUGAUAUUCGAGAUGUGGUUCCCAUGGUGGUUGCUGUUUUGAUUUCCGCUAUUGAGUCUACAGGCACUUUUUUGGUGGCAUCGAGGUACGGGUUGGCCACCCCUCCUCCACCUUUUGUUCUCCGUCGAGGAGUUAUAUGGCAGGGCAUAGGCACCUUAUUAGCGGGGGUUUUCGGCACAGGGAUUGGCUUUACAGCAUCAGUUGAAAAUGCCGGGCUACUAGGAUUGACCAGGCAAGGAAGCAAGCGAGCCGUACAAAUUGCCGCUGCAUUUAUGAUUGGCUUCUCUAUAUUAGGAAAGUUUGCUGCAUUUGUUGCUUCUUUGUCAUUGCCAAUUGUGGGAGCAGUGUAUUGUCUCCUCUAUCCAUAUGUGGUUUCUGGUGGUAUGAGCUUCAUCAGGUUCUGCAACCCUAAUAGUUAUAGAGUGAACUUCAUACUAGGCUUUCCGGUGUUUUUGGGCAUCUUUGUGGCUUCAUACAGUCAUGAGUCUCUCCUGAUUUCUGUAGUGGGAUCCUCAUGGUGGAGCAACACUGUACAGCUUAUUUGUUCAUCUCCAGCUUUAGGGGCAGCAGCUGCUAUCAUCAUGGAUAUCGUCGUGGAUAAGGGAGACUUGGCACAAUUCAGGGAGAGUGGAAGAAUCUGGUGGGCACAAUUCAGGGACAUUGAAGAUGAUACCACUUCGUUCUAUUCCUUACCUGAAAAGAUUAUUUUGAUGGCGAUUUUAUGUCUUACCCAAAGGAGGGUUCUACAAUUUCAUCAAUGGAGAACCAUCGUCUUCAUCACGACACCCCCAUUACUUAUCAUGUCGUGAAGGUGAACGUGGCUGACAAUUUUCUGCUUUAUAGAAUAACAAGGAAGUUGGAGAAAAUUGACGGAGUAAAUUCGGUCUCGGAGGGGCUUUAUGAAAGAAGGAUAGGACGUUGGUGUAUUUCAAAGAUAACAGUUUGU
Messenger RNA from Prunus avium (sweet cherry), 1838 nucleotides. The record is from RefSeq and is a predicted model, not a curated record. NCBI's taxonomy places the organism in Eukaryota, Viridiplantae, Streptophyta, Magnoliopsida, Rosales, Rosaceae.